AUGACUUCAAGUCCACAUUCUGAAAGAAGCCCAUCUGCUUCCCCCCGGCUCUUUUCUGAAGUCCCCACGCCAGACAGCGAGACGGAUGAGCUGUUUGACUCAUUGACACCGGUCGGUGAUGGCGAGGAGUAUGUCCUUGUCACCGGAGGCCUAGGGUUCAUCGGCAGCCAUACCUGUCUAGAGCUGCUGAAAGCGGGAUACAAUGUUCUUAUCGUCGAUGACCUGAGUAACAGCUACCGUCAUGUCUUUUCCCGGAUCCUGCUGGCCGCGAAACUGCACUUUGGCGGCACGAAUGGCCAUUGUCCCAAGGCGACGCUGUACGAUGUCGACUACCGCGACAUGUCCGCCAUGCGGAACCUGCUCGACCGCUACAUGCUCAACCCAUCCACAAGGCAAUCAAGCGUCAUUGGAGUCAUCCACUUUGCCGCCUUCAAGCAAGUCGAAGAGAGCAUCCAUACCCCACUCAAGUACUACCGCAACAACAUCAACGGGCUCGUCGACCUCCUCUUCCUGCUAGACCAGUACCGCAUCACCACCUUCAUCUUUUCCUCGUCUGCAAACGUCUACGGCAAACUAGCCGAGAACCGCCCCAUCCUCCGCGAAGAAGAAUGCACCCACCAACCGGAACUCAACCAGCCAGCUGCGUCUCACCCCUCCGAAACCAACAUCUCCCAAAUCACAAACCCCUACGGCCGCACCAAGCUCUUCGGCGAAGCCGUCCUCGCCGACCUGGCCCGCGCAAACCCCGCCUGGACCAUCGUCGCCCUACGGUACUUCAACCCAAUCGGCUGCGACGCGUCGGGCCUCCUAGGCGAAGACCCGAAAGUCAAUCCCUCGAACCUCGUCCCAGCCGUCGUGGACAUCCUCACCGGGAAGCGAGACGAGCUCCUCAUCUACGGGAGUGACUGGGAUACAGCGGACGGGACCCCGAUCCGGGAUUUCAUCCACAUCACGGACCUGGCGAGGGGCCACACGGCGGCGUUGGCUGCGGCGCGGGAGGGCCGCGUGCGGGAUGGGUUUCGCACGUUUAAUCUUGGGACGGGAUGUGGGCAUUCCGUGUUGGAGUUGGUGCAGACACUGGAAGACGUGUCGGGGCGGCCGGUUCCGAGACGGGUGGUGGGGAGGAGACCGGGGGAUGUUGGGUCGUGUGUUGCCAGUGCGGAGCGGGCAGCGGUGGAGUUGGGAUGGACGACGGAGAAGUCGUUGAGAGAUGCUUGUGAGGAUUUAUGGAGUUAUCUGCAGGACUAA
Molecule: messenger RNA, 1248 nt
Organism: Aspergillus pseudoviridinutans
Lineage: Eukaryota; Fungi; Ascomycota; Eurotiomycetes; Eurotiales; Aspergillaceae
Exons: 1
Coding region: 1-1248 (415 amino acids)
Biological process (GO): beta-D-galactose catabolic process via UDP-galactose, Leloir pathway
Cellular component (GO): cytosol
Molecular function (GO): UDP-glucose 4-epimerase activity
Source: RefSeq, a predicted model, not a curated record